This is a messenger RNA of Phragmites australis (common reed), 1203 nucleotides long. RefSeq names its product protein OXIDATIVE STRESS 3 LIKE 4-like. The record is from RefSeq and is a predicted model, not a curated record. The transcript has 2 exons. Lineage: Eukaryota; Viridiplantae; Streptophyta; Magnoliopsida; Poales; Poaceae. The coding region runs from base 192 to 812 and encodes 206 amino acids.
UAGCCUAGCUAUCUAUAUACAUCCCCCCACCUCGCGCCUCCUCUCCUUCUCUCUCCUCCCUCUGUGGGCGUUCACCGUUCAGUGUCUAUCGCAGGACAAUAAUACUGAUCGGUGGCCAUGGGUCUUUAAGCCACCGGGCCCGCGGGCGCCAUUGAUGAGAGCACCAUUUGCGUCGGUGGCGGCCGGGCGUGAUGUCCGUUGUGACGGCGGCGGCGACGGCGGCGGCCGUGGGGCCAGGCGCCACGGCGGCGUACGGCGGGCAGCUGUGCGGCGGCGGGGCGAGGAAGAGGAAGGACGUUGUCCAGGACCAGGAGGCGGAGGAGGAGGGGCGGGGUGACGACGGCGCGGCGCGGCAACGGCGCCAGUCUCAGUUCCACGGGCUGUUCGUGCUGGAGACGGUGAAGGAGGAUGGCGAUGAGGAGGAGAGGUCAUCCAUUGGUGCUGUGUCUGACGACGACGACGACGACGACGACGACGACGACGACGAGGUGGACAGCGGAGGGAAGCCGGCGAGGAGGAAGGACGCGGCCGGCGCGCUCGCGUGCAUGGACGCCCUCGACGACGCGCUCCCCAUAAAGAGGGGGCUGUCCAACUUCUUCUCCGGCAAGUCCCGGUCGUUCGCGAACCUGCAGGACGCGGCGGCCGCGGUCACCAGCGCCAGGGACCUGGCCAAGCCAGAGAACCCCUUCAACAAGCGCCGGCGUGUCCUCCGGUGCUGCUCCAUCCGGAGGGUCACCUCCACCUCGCUCACCGCGCUGCCGCCAUUCUUGCCACCCACCGGUAACGACGUCAACGGCGACACAGACGGCUGAAGAUCAACGGAUUGAUGGAAAUCAAGGAGGACACGGUGGAUGGAUGGAUCCUUUUGUAAUAGCAUGGGAUCUCAUCUCAUCAACCAUGCAACCUUUUGAUAUAUACCUAAUGCUAGGCGUAAAUUUCUUUCUUCCUUUAGGUACCAGCAAUCAAACACUACUAGCUCUUUGCAUUGCAUUGACCUCCGAGAGAGAGAGAGAGAGAGAGAGAGAGAGAGAGAGAGAGAGCACCAAACAUGGAGCAGAGAGUUGUGGUCAUGUGUCAUUCCCUAGCUAGCGCUUGUUGUAAUGAUCUCACUGGAGAGAGCUACCGAACUAAGCUAACCUCUUUUUGCACAAGGCCUGCAAAUCAGCUAAGCAAGUCUCCUUCAAUCCUAAUCUGUUCUUGAUC